GUGACUUAGUGUUGGGCGUGCGGUGAGGCUGGCUGGUGCUGGUGCCCACUCGUGCUCUUGUGCCCCACUGGCUGCCCGAGACCUCCACCGCCGCCCUCUCUGAAAACUUAAAAUCAAACCUUGUGUAUACCCAGCAUCUAUCCCCGUGUAUGUGUGUAUACUAUCAUAUUAGUGACCCGAGGUUAGAAAAAUCUUAUAAGUGACAAAUUGUGAAUAACAGUGAAGAUUACUCAAGUGUUGUGGUGAUGUGACGUGAAAUAAGUGGAGAGAAAAAGGUUGACGUUAGUACAGUGUAUACCUCCAGGAGUCCCUAUGUGGUAGUGUUGAGGGCCGAGGAUCCCUGCUGAGGUGUAGAGGCAGGAGAUGGGGAGUAGGCGGGAACACAGCGGCUCCGUGGCGGGUCCUCAGCGCCACGCCCACGCCAAGAUGGACCACGAGCGUCGGAACCACGAGCUGCUGAAACGCCUCGCCUCGGAUACCUCCACGGCUAAGACGGCCAAGAGUGUGUUGGGCGUCUCUAUGUCCAAGUCCCUGACGGCGGAGCUGGAGAAGGGGCUGCAGGAAGAGUCGCCAGGUCAGGACCCUCGUGGUAGGACACGGGGACGGAAGAAGAGUGAUAUAGACGGGGCCCUCAAGUCUUUUCAGCGGCAGACCUCCAGCUCAGCCUUGAAGAUGAACCAUGUCGUCGGGGACAACAUGCUGGAGGCGAGUCCCGUCAAAGGUAAGAGAGACCGCAGUCCUGUUAAAAACACCAGAAGGCGAGACUCUAGUCCCACGAAAACUUUGAAUACUGGUAACAAGAACGACAAGAGAGGGAGCCUUCAGGCCUCUGAGAACACCAGACGCCCACAUGUUUUUGAGCGACUCUCAAAGGUGGACUCGAACAAAAGCGUGGGCCGGGCGGACCAUCCAGUCAGUAACAAGACUAGUGACCGCAGUACUAUGAAGAGCGGCAGGAGGAGCCCCCAGGAGAAGAAUAACAGCGGUGAUAAGCAUCAGAGCGGCCGUAAAAUGGGUGUUAGCGAUGCCUCGGUGAAACCCACACACCGGCGAAAGAGAGACAUCAGCCCGGUGAAGAACGGUGAGGUUAUCAGGAGGGACACACCCACCCGCCCCUCCAUCAUCAGCGGCGGUGGUCACAGACAGGAGAGUAACGAGGACGACAAGGAUGAUAAAGAUUCCUCCACGGAGAAACAGGAGCAGGAAAACAUCCCGGAAACUGUAGACAAGGACCGCGACGACCCCGUGUGUCGGGGUGGUGGGGACCUCUCACCCAUGACGCCUUCUACAGAGUCGCCGCCAGGUCCUGCCACCCCCACACUUACGCCUUGCCAGGAGCGUGUUGGCAGAAUGACGGGCUCCCCAGGACCUCCAGUGCAGGAGAGGUACAAACAGGCAGGAACCCUCACACCGGAGUCGCAUCCUCCUUACUGCAAGAUGGACGGUCGAACUACAGGCCAGAACACCUCCCCCCAGGCAGCGACCUACACCCCCACCAGGAGAGCAUCUCAGCAGCUGACGACAGGUAGCGCUGGCAACCAGAAAGGUGAUAAAAUUUGUGAGACUCGUAAUUCAUCCACCAGUAGAGCAGGGAAGUGUAAGGAAGAUCGUAAGAUGAUUCAAAAAUCGCCAAACAAAGCACCUACGAAAAUUGAACCGAUAAAAAAGACCGUCAAGCAGGAGGUGAGGAAGAGUGGCAGCCCUCAAGGGUCACUUCAGCCGCCGUCUACUAUGGCUGACACGCCCAAGAUAAGAAAUGAAACGAGACUCGUGACUGUACCAUCAACGUCCGAGGUCAUUCAGAAAGUUAGGGAUCGGGUUAAUGAAGGUAGACCCCAGGAGAAGGCGACCGUAGACGACGACGACAAAGACGUGUGUGAGGCAGAUAAACUCGAGGACGAGGGCGAGUUCUACAAGAUCAGUGUACAGACGCGGCUGGUGACCUACAACAACAGCACACUCGUCAUCAAGAACACGUCAAAGAGUGAGGGUGUGGGCGAGAAUGCAGGGAACAGUGACACUGAGACUGACUCAUCAGGCUCACUGCCCGACCUUACCACCACCUUGCAAACCUCAUCAGCUGAAGCAGCAGCUGUGGGCGUCACGGAGGCUGACGUUGAAGAUGACAUCCCCCACACCCACGCCCUCCCACAUCCGACGGAGGCCCACCAGGAGGGGGGCGGUGCUGGUGAGUUUACCAGGACUCGUAGCGUCAGAAAAAAAUUAGCUCAGUUUGUCAACAAGGGAAGGAGUUUCCUGUCCGACGUGUACAGCGCCACACAGAACAAACUGGAACAGUACACAAGAGCAGAUUCUCCCAGCGGCAGCAGCUGGUCCUCGGAGGCUACAGGCGACCACCACCUGGCCCGGGAUGACGCAGACAGCGGCUACUACAGCAUUCCGCCGUCGUUAGUAGAGGUUAAUCCCAUCUGGGUGGAGGAUCAUGUCCAACGGGCUGCUUCAUGGCUCCGAGAUCAUGGGUACUAUAGCGGCCCCGUCACCACCCUGGCGCCCCCUGACGCCUCUGUGUUAUAUAAUGGUCAGGAGAGGACCUUCAUGGCACACUCCAGGAAGAAGGUUGGCGGCGCUGAUUAUAUCACAAGGGAUAGUGAUGUUGGAGGGAAGGAGGAGGAGGAGGAGGAUAAUCAGGAAGAGGAGGGAGAUGUGGGACAGAGUAAAGACACUGAGAGUGCUAAUGUUGUAGUGGACGAAGAGUGGAUCAAAAAGAACAUCUUGUGUACGUGUAAGUGUAGACACAGGACAGCAACAAGUGAUAAACAAGAGACAAGUGACCUAAAUAACACGAUAGAAACACAAGUGCCUUCCCUCACUGAGCCCCAUCCCGUGUGUGUCGCUCCUGACCCCCAAACUAACGCGGAAAAAGUUAGUUGGGGCGAGAAGGACUCCCCUCUGAGAGAGAGCACCUCGAGGGAGAGUGACUUGGCUCAGGGAGAAAGCAGAUGGCAAGAGAGUGGCUUGGAGGAGAAGGUGGAAGAGGAGGAGGAGGAGGAAGACAUGUGCUACUGUUCGUGCCACGAUGAAGAGGGUCGGGCACCUCCCCACCUGCCGCAGGAGGUACAGGAACUGCUAGAUGCUGACCAUGCCAGGAUGUGGUGGACAAUCACGGGCAAUUUCGGCAACAUCCUACCCAUCGACUGGAGCAAGACCUACACCCGCCAGCAGUACCUCCCUGUCCUCAACCUCAAUGAAAUCAAGGAUGUGCCUGGUGAGAUGGCAGAUGAAACUGAUGGAGGGACAGAUGAGAAUGCCGAAGAGGAGGAAGAAGUGGCCCAGGACCUUGACCUACACCACCUGAUCCUCAAUGGCCUCACUGCUGACCCUGUCAAAAGUGCUGAGGAGGUUAUUCAAGAAAUUGAUGAUAUCAUGCAGGAGGGAAGCUCAUCUGAGGAUGAAGGCGGGGAGGAGACUUCAUCAUCAGGAGAAAAUUCACAGGAAUCCACAUCACGACCUUUUCCGGCCCCACUCUUUGCAGAAAAGUUAAAGAAUAUGAGUGUUGCUGAGCUCAAUGAGUCUCUCAUGGAGCUGGAGCUAGUAAUUCGACAGUACUCCGAGACACUCAUCAACCAGUUAGCACUAAGGGAUGAACUGGAAUAUGAGAAGGAACUCAAGAAUUCCUUUAUCUCCCUUCUCCUUCAGGUGCAGAACAAGAGACGGAACUUUAAUGUGGAGAAAAAGAAACAGAAGAAGGUUGGACCAAAUGGCACAGAUCCGAAGUAUCUGACUACAGUCAUUCCCUACGACGUGGGUCAUGGUCCCCCGCACAAUCCAACGCUUCAGAUCCUCAUUAAGAUUUUGAUGGCCAUUAAUGAGGAUAGUCCUACAGUACCAACAUUACUCACUGAUUACAUCUUAAAAGUGUUGUGUCCAUCAUGAGUCUGUGCUGUAUUGAGAACAGCCAGGCACACUGGUGGUUGGCAGCUGGGGGAAGAUCAAUGCUAAUGACCCUUUAGACAGCUGAAGCCGAGACAUUCCGCACACACUCCUAUAUGUAGUCUCAGUCAGAGUUGACUGUACAUACAGUGCAUGUCAUUAUUUUAGGGUGACAUAUAAAUGAACCUUGUCCAUUUGUUUAUAUUUUUAGAUUAUAAAUGAACUUUUAAAUAGUUAAUCAUCAAACUGGAGUGAUUUAAUAAACAGACUAUAUAGGAAUUCCUAUAGCAGCUAGUCAUCUGUGCCAAUGGCCUAAUGUAUUAUGAUAUAAAAAGAUAUUGGAUGGAAAAUGAAAAUGGUUUAAUAACUUAAGAAAUGCAUUUUACUAUACUCUACUUGAAUACCAUUAGGUAAACAGGAAAAUGACUUAACUAGUCACAGCUAAUUAGAUACAUUACCAGAAGGAUGUGUAUGUUACCAUAGUAUUCUGAUGUUCUAUUUCUAUAGCCUUUAUUCUUGUGAAUUUUCUGUGAUUACAUAUCUCAAAAUAUACUACUUAAUUAAGGUACCUUUCAAUAGGAGUCACAAUGUGUAAAUUUAAUCUAAAUGAAAAAAAAAGGAGUAAAAUUUUAAACAGCUUAAUAUUGGAUAACCAAAGAGCCUUUUCCACCUGUAUCUGUUAUUUUCUUUACUGCUGAACUUUCUAAGCAAAAUACUGAUUUAGAAAAAUAAAGUAAGGAUAUUCAAGACAUAACCAUAAUAUCUAACAAAUGCUUUGGAAUCCUUAUGAAAAAAAAUACUCAUUGUCACAAAAUACCCUCCAGAAUUUAAACAUGUAUUCAUUUAAACUUCAAGUCUAUAAUGUUGAGAAUUUGCUAUGCUUGAAGUGCGAAGAUCUGCUGACAGUUGUAUUUCGCUAUUUCCUGAAGCCCAAGUGCAAUUGCUGUAUUAAAUGUAUAUGUGUGUGUGUGAGUGUGUGUGUGGCUUGAACUAUUGUAUAAGUAAGAUAAAUGAAUUGAAAACUUUAGCUGCUGUGACUCAUAAGCUUAGGGUAGGUUUUGCAAGAAUUAUAAAAUCAUGCAAGAAGAAGUUCAACUCUCACUGGCACCUUCAACUAUUCAAUAGCUAUCUACCAUGGACAGACAAGCAGCUUCAGCUAUGCCCUGUUGUAUUCCCCCCAAAAUUCAGGAUAUCUCUUACCAAAAUCUUCAUAGGUAAGAUGUCCCUCAAAUACACAAUUUAUAUUAAUUUAAACAAGAGAAUAAACUUGCUUCAGUACAUACAUACAUUACACAUUAUUUAUCAUCACUAAUCUUCAACCAUUGCCUCCAUGGGUAUGCAGACCAGAAAUUCAUCCUCCUUGUUUCUGGACUUGGAUGAGGGUGGGACCUAUCUCUCCUUAUAGUGCUUUGUUCCAUUGUAAAUGUUAGAUAUGCAUGCACUGCCGUUCAAGGAUUCAAUUAACAAAACUGGAAUAGAAUAAAACAAAAUAUGAAAACUUGAUUGUACUUUUCCAAACAUUUUCAUAUUAAUUGUCACUGCCAUUAUUUGAUAACACAUUAAAGUGGCAUGAAGAGGAAUAUAGCUGGGCAGUUUGAACUUCAUAUUACACAGCUUCUCCACAAAUAUGCCUAAGAUAUAAAUUUCCUUCUAUAUUUAUAAGGAAUCCUGGGCAGUUUUGACCAAGUAGUGGUGUACAUAAUUCUUCAAUGUGUAUUGUAACACUGUCUGUGCUCUGUCUACAGUGCAGUACCAGUACCCAAUAGUUCAUGCAAUUAAUUUACUGUACCCAGGUGUCACUGUGUUAAAACUUUUGUUGAGUAAAUAGUUUUAACCUUUUGUAAACAGGUUCAGUAGUUGUUUUUAUGAUCAUUAAAAAUUACUUUGGCUACCCUAUGGCAUGAAUGAAGAUAAUUUUACCCUAUGGAUCACUACAAAAAGUUUCACUGCUUGUAUGAAUGUUUGCUUGUUAAUAUUGAAUUUUAUUGAUACAGUACAGUACAGUAUAUGUACAGUAUUUCAACUUUUCAUCUGUGAUGCUUAUUUCUGCAUUGUAUAUUAUUUUGAAUCUUUACAAUGUUAUUUUGAUGUCAAAAACCUAUUUAUAAAAUAAAAUCUCUGUUCUUG
Molecule: messenger RNA, 6018 nt
Organism: Homarus americanus (American lobster)
Lineage: Eukaryota; Metazoa; Arthropoda; Malacostraca; Decapoda; Nephropidae
Gene: Unc-76
Exons: 10
Coding region: 364-3894 (1176 amino acids)
Cellular component (GO): cytoplasm; axon
Source: RefSeq, a predicted model, not a curated record